AUGAUUGCAACUGUCAGUAUUUUUCCAGUCGAGUGUCUCUGGUUUUGUGAUUUUGUUAGCAGUCACUCCUUUCUCAUUGGAAAAAAAUGCUGCCACAGCUUGAUUGAGAAGGGACUAACAUGACCAACCAGAUGUGAUCCUGGAGAAGAGUCUGAGAUUUCGUGGUUGGACAUGAUGGAAAAGGAUUUCAGAAUGAGCAGUGAGUUGGUGAGAGGAAAAUGAGUCAUGAGUUGGAUGGACAUAAGGUUACAGAUGGGAUGCAAUCUAGAACAUUCUGUUCUUUUGCAGCUGGAAGAACAAAAGACUUUUGCAGGAAAACAUGCAGAUAUCCAGCCAGAGUUUCCUGUUUAAUCAUGUCAUCCUGCAUUGUUGUUGCUGUUCUGCAAACCUGCAUUUAUAUUUUUACCAAUCAAAAGCCUCAAAAUCCAGAGGAAGCUGAUGGAGAAAAGAAGUCUGUUAGUCUUCUGACAUAUUCCAAACUGGAACUGCCAAAAUUGUUUAAUGGCGUAAUAAACUGCACAGCUAUAAUACAGGGUAAUGAAACUGAACUACAGAAAGCGAAGCAAUAUAAAAAUGCAAGUUUUAUACCUGAUCAUUCUGUUUUUAUAAAAAUGACAAAGAACUGUACAUACUUUUUACAAAUGAGGAAGUAUAUCACAUUUCCCCUGAUAGAGGAAGAUGAGGAUUUUCCUAUUGCAUAUUCUAUAGUUAUCCACCAGAGAAUCGAUAUGUUUGAACGAUUGUUGAGGAGUAUUUACAUGGCGCAGCACAUCUAUUGCAUUCAUGUUGACAGUAAGUCAGACAGCAGCUUUAAAGCAGCUGUACAAGCAAUCACCUCCUGCUUUCCGAAUGUAUUUAUUGCUACACGCUUGGAGGCAGUCACCUAUGCCUCAUGGUCAAGGGUCCAGGCUGAUCUCAACUGCAUGGAGGAACUUCUGAGGAGGCAUCUGACUUGGAAAUACUUUAUCAAUCUUUGUGGCAUGGACCUCCCUAUUGUGACCGAUCAUGAGUUAAUAGAACAGCUGAAGGCUCUAAAAGGCAGGAACAAUAUGGAGACCACAAAGGCCACUACCUUAAAAGAAAAGAGGUGGAAAUUUAAAUUUGUGGUUAAAGGUGGAAAGAUUUUCAAGACUAAUAUAACCAAAGACCCAAUACCCAUACUUUCCUCUCCAUUUGUAGGAAGUGCCUAUAUCAUCGUGAGCAGAAAGUUUGUAGAAUUUAUCUUCACUGAUCAAAAUGCAAAGAGUAUCAUUAAAUGGGCACAGGAUACUUACAGUCCUGAUGAGCUUAUAUGGGCAUCCUUACAGAGAUUGUCUGAAGCUCCUGGGUUUAUCCCAAUAAAUCACAUGUAUGAUGUUACAGAUGUGAAUGCAAAAGUGAGACUUGUGAAGUGGAGUUACCUAGAAGGGAAUGUUCACAAUGGCAGGCUCUACCCACCAUGCACUGGGAUCCAUCGCAGGGCUAUCUGCAUCUAUGGUGCUGGAGAUCUGCACUGGAUUUUGCACCAACAGCAUCUCUUUGCUAACAAGUUUGAUACAAAGGUGGAUCCUGUAGCAGUGUAUUGCCUAGAAGCACAUUUAAGGCAUAAAACUAUGUAUGAACAUUGAUAAGCCAACUAUCUUCUUAGUCCUUUAUUAUAAAGAUAAAAUAUUAAAUCAUGUCAAAUGCA
Molecule: messenger RNA, 1669 nt
Organism: Protopterus annectens (West African lungfish)
Lineage: Eukaryota; Metazoa; Chordata; Ceratodontiformes; Protopteridae
Product: beta-1,3-galactosyl-O-glycosyl-glycoprotein beta-1,6-N-acetylglucosaminyltransferase-like
Exons: 3
Coding region: 219-1607 (462 amino acids)
Cellular component (GO): membrane
Molecular function (GO): acetylglucosaminyltransferase activity
Source: RefSeq, a predicted model, not a curated record